AUGACACUUUCGAUUUUCGGUGUUCAAACACUGCCAUCCCGUUUACAUCUCGCUAUUUCUCCGACAAAGCAGGUUCAGUGUCUUGAAAAACCCUUGGAAUCAUCAAAAAGCAGCUCGAGUUCUAUAGCCCACGACUCUUAUGACAGUACCCUUGCUGUUCAAGGUCAUCCAUUAUCAACAUGGCGACUGCUGUUCGCGCAUAUCGGUGCCGCGAUGACCCUGUUUCUUGCUACAACUGACUCGACUAUCGUAUCAACCAGCUUGCCAACAAUUACUAAUGAUCUUCGAGCUUCGCAAAGCCAAUACACCUGGGUUGGUGUCGCAUAUAUGCUCACUCAGACGGCUUGCCAGCCGUUAUAUGGAAGAAUAUCUGAUUUGGUUGGCCGAAAGAACCUUUUAUACUCGAGCAUGAUUAUAUUUGCAACGGGAUCUUUACUCUGUGGCGUGGCAAAGUCAAUAUUGUGGCUUAUAAUUGCACGGGGUGUGGCUGGCUUGGGCGGGGGAGGAAUUGUUAGUUCGGUUUGGGUUAUCACCUCAGAAAUCGUCGAGCCACAAAAUAGAGCCAAGUGGUCGCAAGCUCUCAGUGUCACCUGGAGUUGUUCCGCUAUUGCAGGGCCUUUGUUAGGAGGGUUUUUCAGCAGUAGCUCAUCAACGAUUAGUUGGAGAUGGGCUUUCUAUCUUAAUUUACCUGUUUGUCUGGUUGCAUUUGUUAUCCUUUCCAUGUCACUACGGCAUGUUCCACUCGGGCGCGCUGACGACGCUUCCUGGAGAUCUUUUGGGCAGAGAUUUGAUUUUAUUGGACUGCUGUUGUUCAUGGCUGGUACCAGCAGUGUGGUUGUUGGAUUUAGCUUCGCGGAGACUAAUGGCUGGACGUCCGUUUCCACGCUACUAUUAAUCACAUUGGGGCCAGCUGUCCUCAUCGCUGGAGGCCUUUAUGAGGUGUUCACAACUCGCGAUGCUUUGUUUCCGGCGACAAUCUUCCGCCAGUUCUCUAUCAUUGCAAUACUCGUUGUUACCUUUUUGCAUAACUUUGCAUUCACUGCUGGGACUUUCUAUUUGGCGCUAUAUUAUCAGCUCGUCAACGGUGCAACGCCUCUUCAAGCUGGUGUACAAAUGCUACCAUAUUCUUUGGGCUCAUCUUUGGCUUCUGUUCCUGCAGCUUGGUUCAUUGGUUUUUGCCAAAAGCGAACGAAGGAUACCAGUGGCCAAAAGUGGAUAACAUGCGGUGGAUUGAUAAUAUCGACCCUAGGUUUUGGUCUUAUGAACCUCCUUCAUGAGCGUUCAUCUCACGUUUCUCAGGCUGUAUAUCCCCUUAUAUCUGGAGUCGGAUUGGGAAUGCUCUUUCACGCGCCCUAUCAAAUUUUUACUCGAGCUCUGAAACCUUCAGAACUCGCAACAGGAACAAGUGCGUUCUUCCUUGUCAGAUUCACAGGCGCCACAGUUGGUUUAGCAGUGGCGGGUAAUAUCUUCUACGGCCACCUUUCGCACGGUAUCUCGAGCAACUACGUUUCAAGCUCGACCAUUGAUUGGAAGCCUUCAAGCUCCGCUGAGCCUCUCAGAUCGGAAGUUUUACAUGGUGUAUCACUAGCCAUCCAGGCCAUCUGGACGCUUUCCGUAUUCCUGAAGCGUGUGCCUGUGGAAGAAGCAGUCGAUCUCGCAUACGACUUAGAUAAAAGCUCUACUGACUCCACGCCUGUCAAUUAG
Serpula lacrymans var. lacrymans S7.9 is the source of this 1704-nucleotide messenger RNA. RefSeq lists its product as uncharacterized. Gene Ontology annotation, molecular function: transmembrane transporter activity. The transcript has 15 exons. NCBI's taxonomy places the organism in Eukaryota, Fungi, Basidiomycota, Agaricomycetes, Boletales, Serpulaceae. Gene Ontology annotation, biological process: transmembrane transport. Bases 1 to 1704 code for a protein of 567 amino acids. Gene Ontology annotation, cellular component: membrane. The record is from RefSeq and is a predicted model, not a curated record.